GAGUGGGCAUGAGUUGCGCUGCAUGGAACUAUCUCAGUUCCGUCGCUCGCUCUGUGUACCUUUUCCAUACCGACCUCCACGCCCAUUCUUCAAGCCGCCCCGGCGGCUCAGACCUCGACCAGGCAGCUUCCAGCAGCGUGCCUGCUUGGCAGUGAUGGCUGCGACAGCAACGCGGCAGAUCAUGGCGAAGCAUGGCGAGAAGCUGUCAGAUGAGUACGCGAACAGGAUACCCAACACAGACGCGGAGAUCCUGAACUUUUUUCUGCGUUUCCUGUCAGAUCAAGGCCUGCCAAUGGUGCCCGUCUUCAUCAACGGUGGCUACGUCAGGGAUCUUCUCCUGGGCAAAGAGCCGGACGACCUCGACCUCUCGCUCUGCCUCCGUGAUUGCCCAGAGGAGGUUACAGUCGCCUCCCUUCUGGAUGAGAUGAAAACCUAUGUGGAGAGCAGGCCCGAGUUUGGCAUCACAGAGUUCAAAAAUGCUACAAUCCUCUCCAACGAGUCCAAGGACAAGCAAUUGGAUACGUUCAAGGCCCACUUCACCAACCAGGAUGGGGUCAAGACAGAGGUGGAUGUGAUGCCAACAAUCGGCGAGGAGAAGUACUGUGAUGACAACAGGAUCCCAAUUCGGGAUCAGCGAGGGCUACCUGAGGAGGAUGCCCUGCGGCGCGACCUUACCAUUGGAGCCUUGCUGUUGCGUGUGCAGCACGCGAAGGGUGGAGAUUCCGACCUGCAAUUCGAACUCUUGGACUUCUACGGUGGUGUGGAUGACAUCCGGCUUGGCGUCCUGCGGUCUCCUUGUCCCCUCAAGAAGAGCCCAUCGGAAGUGGCCGACGUGGUGCUCAGGACAGCGGAGGACAAAGAGCUCGCCAAGCACCUGGGGAUAGAGGAGUUGUCCCCAGAGGAGGCUGUACAGAUCCUUUGGUGGGGCAAGGUGCUCAUCGACGACCCUUUGCGGAUUUGCAGGGCCUUCCGCUUUGCCGCAAAGUUCAAGUUCAAGCUGCAUCCAGCAUUUUGGAUGGCAGCGCCAUUUGCGCUUGAGCCUUUGCGAACUAAAGUGGCUGGAAGUCGUAAGUUCACCGAGUAUCACAAGAUCGGAGGCUACGGCUUCACGGCCUGCGUGGAGUUCUUCGAGCUCGCCUUCAGCAAGACCUUCGGGCCCCAGGACUCCCUACGGCUCACUUCAGCACUGCUGGGCGGCCAGGAUGGCAAAGGUCAUGCGCAAAUGAUCUCGCAGGUGAAACACUUCAAUGCCGAGGUGUUUCAAGCCUUGGCGGAGAAGGUGAAACCAAAGGAGG
Messenger RNA from Effrenium voratum, 1295 nucleotides. The record is from the annotation of a GenBank genome assembly. Lineage: Eukaryota; Dinophyceae; Suessiales; Symbiodiniaceae.